AUGAAUUUAUUGAACAUCGCCAAACAUCUUCUUCGUUUGACUCAAACUAAAUAUGGAUCUGAAAAUUCUGCAACAACUACCGAUGAAAUUUUUGUUGCAGAACGAUUAUUUCAAGUUCUAAAGUCAUUUAAAGGUAGCUACUUCAGUGAGCUAUAUACUUAUGAUACUCUCGAAUUUGAAGAUGAAUAUGAUGAAAUGACUGAUGCAGAAGAGAGCAACGAUGAUAUGACCAAUGAAGAAGACACUGACGAUGAAAUGGAUGAUUAUGAUGAGACUGAUCAUUCUGAUUUAAAAAAUCGUUUUACAUUAGAAGAAAUGGAAAAUAUAAUCGAAUGGGUUGACGAACAUCCGAAUGUCAGAUUUGCAACUAUUUCUAAUCGAUUUAAAAAGAUCAAAUUCAUGAAUUAUAUUACAAAACUUAGAGAAUAUAUCGAAAACGACGGCACAAGAUUAGAAAAAUUAAAACAAAUUAAAGCAUUUAUGUUUGACGAAUUUUAUCUGAAAAGAACCAUUGAAAAGGAAGCCCUUCAUGGUACUGAUCUUGAACUCUAUGCAAUUCAAAAAGCAAGAGAAUUAAAUUGGGAUACAUUCAAGGCAAAUCCUGAAACAGCUGAUAAUUUGCGAGAACGACAAGAAAAAGAAGAGCUAAAACCUUGUAUUUUUUGUGAUCUAGCUGUUCCUAAUAAUGGUGAUUGUGUGGCUCAAGGGAAUUUAACCUUAAUUUUUGUUGCAACUUAUACUCUAGAUUACUUUCUAUUAUUUAUUCGUCUUGUUUUUCUCAAAAGUAACCAUUUACAAAAUUUUCUCAAAGCUUCAACACGACAAAACAUCGUGACUGAAACACUUCUUCAAAUGAAACCUUCAUUGUGUGCAUUAGAUUGGAAUAUGGCACGUUUUCUUUGGGCAAAAAUGACCGGUGUUGUUGAUCGAGCAUUGAAUGAGCAGCAUCGAAGUGCCACAUUAUUUAAAAACUUAAAGGUAUGUCAAUAGACAGCUGUGUCUUUUUCUUUUCUCUAAAUUAUAUUGAAACAACACAAGCUCAAUAUGUACGAGAGUAAAAAUAUCAAAUUCCUUUCCUUGAUAUAUUCAAAAUUAGUUUAUUAAAGAUAGUACAACUAUUAAUUAGCAAUCUUGUAUACCUAUUAACAGAUAUAUGUUCACAAAGAAUCUUGAUUCUACUCGUUUACAUACUUCAGUAAGUGUAUCUGAUAAUGUUUUAGAAUAAAAUGGAAAAAGAUCUUUAUGAAUGGCAACUGGUUGAGAAUCGUCGUAUUGAAGAAAAGAUGGUGGCCAAUAUUUACGUAAAUUGUUUCGGCUCUAAAGAUGAAUUUUUUGAAAAUCAUUUGGCUAAUCUCAUAUAAAAGUAUAAAGUUGAAACAACCUGCAACAGUACUCAAUGUAUCAUGAAAAGAAAAAUAUUUCAAAAUACAUAUUUGUCAUUCAAGUAAAUAUUCAUUUAAUAUUUAACGUUCAAAUAUAAUCCUCAUUGAUUAGAUUGUAAAUUCACUAGAUUCUAAAAAUAUGUAAUUCUGGAAAAACCAGCAUCAAAUGAAAUGAUGAGGACUGAACUUGAUUAAUAAUAAGAAACAUCCACUCAAGUUCAGUUAAAGUCUCUCUAAUAUAUUCACAGAUAUUUUUCUUGCUACUUAUUUAUUGUAGUUAAAUUAUAGAUAAAGUAUACCUGAAUGAAUUCGGUACAGUGUAGCGAUCAAUAAUUCGAUUUCAGUUCAUCAGUCUCGUUGACUUCUCUUAGGCAAUGGUUUAAUCGAUUUCGCAGCUUUCAGAAUCCAAAACUUAGACUGAUAUUCAAAAUAUUUUCUUCUCUAUUUUAUCUUUGGUUUUCAAAACAAUGAGUUGACGUCGAUAAAAAUUGUAUUUUUACGAUAGUUGAGGAAUAAAGUAAAAAUCAAAAGAUCAAGAGAAAGUUUAGAUUCAGUUGUUUUUUUUCUAAUAAGAUACGUUUCUGAAUUCUUAAACGAUUGAUUUUUUUUAAUACUUAGCGUAAUUAAUGGCCAUCUACAGAGUCCAGUUAUUGCUCAAUAAGAUACUCGAUAUCCAGAAAAGUGUGGUGUUGAAUUAGCGAAGUGGUCAACGAAUACACAAGUCCCGAAACAUGCUGAGCUGAAAUACUUGAAGAAAAUAAACAUCAUAGAAGAUUAUAAUCAUCUAGAUGAAUCAGAGUAAGUUUCAUUAAAAACAGAUUUUGUAAACAAAAUCUCUGAUUUUGUAGUCUUCAUGUUGUGUGUGCUGGUCAACAUUCGUCUGGUAUUCCAGCGUUUUUAACCAGUACUUAUCUACCAAUCUUGAUGAUUUCUACUAUCGAUGCAGUCAUUACAACUUCGAAUGUUCCACAUAAUAUUUAUGUGAAACAAGAAAAGUAAGCAUGAUUUAAUAGAAUCAUUACAAAAAUUAUAGAUAUAAAAUCUAACUGCAUUAUUUAGGCAUAUAUUACUCGGCACAACCAGUGAUAAACCUGGUCACUUCAUAGGCAUGGUGUCAUGCAUCGAUCACAAACAGAACAAUAUGAUUGACGAUGUUUUCAGAAACAACAACGGCACACAUAUAUUAUCAAAAGCAUUUUAUAUUAAAUCAUGAUAAACUACAGGGUGUCUCAAAAAGCGUGUCCACUUAAGAAUUAUGUAUAACUUCCUUAUUAAUCCAGUGUAAUCCAAUCAUUUUUUUUUAUUGGAAAGAGAAGAGCAGUAAGUUUUUUUUCAUAAAGACAAAGUUCAUAAAUAUUCUUGAAAAGUAAUUCAUUUGACUUCGAUACAAAAAAUUGACAUGUUUUACAAUUAAAAAGAAUCAUGGAGCAUUUUAUUUUUAUUAUAUCGAUUUGUAGAAUUAUUCUAGUUUUUAAGUCAUAGAGGUUUUUUACGAUUAUAUUGUAGACAUUUGGUUCGAGACGGGCUCAUAGAUAGAAGCUCAAUGAUGUAAAGUUUAAUGAAGGAGGAGCCCAUGAUAUUGGUUCACUUUUUACGACCUACUGUCAAUGAUUGAACACUAACUCAAAAGAAUUAUUUUGCAAUGCUUCGGAGUUUCUCUUGUCUGAUUUUACAGAAGAAACGGUUAAGUAACCCAUCAUUUCUCAGCAAGAUAGACCAUUAGCCCAUUUCUCCAAAGCGGUUCGUGUGCGGAUGAAUGAAAUCUUCUGUGGCAGGAAAGUCAAAAAAUAUAGACCAACAUCAUGAAACUCUCGAUCGCUAAACUUCACACGAUUGGACUUGUAUUUAUGAGUCCGCCUCAAACCAAAUGUCUACAAUAUAAUCGUAAAAAACCUCUAUGACUUAAAAACUAGAAUAAUUCUACAAAUCGAUAUAAUAAAAAUAAAAUGCUCUAUGAUUCUUUUUAAUUGUAAAACAUGUUAAUUUUUUGUAUCGAAGUCAAAUGGAUUACUUUUCAAGGAUAUUUAUGAACUUUGUCUUUAUGAAAAAAAAACUUACUGCUCUUCUCUUUCCAAUAAAAAAAAAUUAUUGGAUUAAACUGGAUUAAUAAGGAAGUUAUACGUAAUUCUUAAGUGGACACGAUUUAUGGGACACCCUGUAUGUGUGAUUGUUCAUAUUUUUUUCCUUUUUAUCCCUCAUAUUUUUCUUAUAUCGUUCAUAUAAGCCCCAUAUACAUUUUGUUGAAUGGUUUAAUAUGAUUUUUAUUUUUUGUGAAAACCUUGUUUUUUUCUUUCCUGUGGACUUGGAUAAUUCUAAUAAAAUAUUUCUUGCAAUAGAACAUUAAAUCUGUUAACACA
Messenger RNA from Rotaria sordida, 3739 nucleotides. NCBI's taxonomy places the organism in Eukaryota, Metazoa, Rotifera, Eurotatoria, Philodinida, Philodinidae. The record is from the annotation of a GenBank genome assembly.